AUGGAGGAAAAACAAAAAACAACCUUUUUUCAAGGAACACUUUCCUUUCUUUGCUCAGACCCUCUAUUCUCCACCAUUUUCACUCUCUACAUUCUGAUUCUACUCUACUUCCCAGCUUUUUGUCAUGGACUCAUUUGCUCGCCAGUUCUAUUUUUCACCUCAAUUAUCUUGCUCUAUCUUCUCCGGCUCGGUGCAAGUCAAGAAGCCCAAAAGGAAGCGGGAUCCGAUUCGACACAGAAAUUAUUGCCGCAGAAUGAAGAAUUUUCUGAUAAUGAUCUCUACCGGGUCUCGAAUGAAUCCGAAAGUGGUCCGAGCCCGAAUUCGAAUCCUGGUCCCAAUUUUUUGGCUGAUUGUUUUGUGGAAUGGAACGUCAGGGCUCCGCUGGAGGUUAUACAUGAAGAAUACGAAGGUGAAGGAGAAGGAAACGAGGGGUUUUGGGAGGAAAAGAAAGAGGCCCAGAUGGCUAUAAUUGAGAAAUAUGCAUCUCUGUCACUGUAUUACCCUGCAUCCGAUACAGACACUUCAUCGGACGGAGAUUCCCCGACGAUUGAAGACUUGGAGUUAUCGGAGAAUUUGUGGGAAGAUGAUGAUAAAGAAGGGUUGAUAGAGAUUGAAUUGGACGGAAAGAAGAAUAAUAGGGAAGUCGACGAAGAUAAUUUAAUUGAGAUUAAUCUUUUUCCGUCGAGAUGA
Molecule: messenger RNA, 690 nt
Organism: Fraxinus pennsylvanica
Lineage: Eukaryota; Viridiplantae; Streptophyta; Magnoliopsida; Lamiales; Oleaceae
Source: the annotation of a GenBank genome assembly